Molecule: messenger RNA, 1097 nt
Organism: Sinocyclocheilus anshuiensis
Lineage: Eukaryota; Metazoa; Chordata; Actinopteri; Cypriniformes; Cyprinidae
Product: forkhead box protein B1-like
Exons: 1
Coding region: 141-1031 (296 amino acids)
Biological process (GO): anatomical structure morphogenesis; regulation of transcription by RNA polymerase II; cell differentiation
Molecular function (GO): DNA-binding transcription factor activity, RNA polymerase II-specific; RNA polymerase II cis-regulatory region sequence-specific DNA binding
Source: RefSeq, a predicted model, not a curated record
GUCAACUGAAGCAAUGCAUUUAGGCUAUUAAGAUGUCUGACUUUUCACUUCGGAUCAGUGUGCGAUUUUCAACAAACUCGGGAGUGUUUUGAAGGUAUUCAUCACUGACUCUGUGAACUCAAGGCAAUUCACUCGGGAAAAUGCCUCGUCCUGGAAGAAACACGUACAGCGAUCAGAAGCCGCCGUAUUCGUAUAUUUCGCUGACCGCGAUGGCCAUUCAAAGUUGCCCGGAGAAGAUGCUCCCUCUCAGCGAAAUUUACAAGUUCAUCAUGGACAGGUUUCCUUAUUAUCGGGAAAACACACAGCGCUGGCAAAACUCCCUUCGCCACAAUCUUUCCUUCAACGACUGCUUCAUCAAGAUCCCGCGGAGACCGGACCAGCCGGGGAAAGGCAGCUUCUGGGCUCUCCAUCCCACCUGCGGUGACAUGUUUGAAAACGGGAGCUUCUUGAGACGCCGCAAGAGAUUCAAAGUGAUGAUCACCUCCGAGCACCUGCAAAAACGCUCAGACGCGUCGCAUUACCUCCAGCAACAAGCAAAACUCAGAAUGACCGCUUUUGGGACACAUCUACCUCAGACGACCAGCUACAACUUAUGUGUGUCUCAGCCCUCCACCUUCAAACACCCCUUUGCCAUUGAAAACCUAAUUGCCAGAGAUUACAAAAUGCCAGGAAGCCUUGCUUUCUCCACCAUGCAGUCCAUGUCUACGGGUUAUCAAAUACACAAUCAGUUGACCACGGCUUGGCCCCACAUGUACAGCAGUAAUGUGACAGACGCUGAGUAUACCGCCUAUGGAGUACCACUCAAAUCCCUGAGUCAUGGCGCGCAAAGUUUACCGGCGAUCCCUGUGCCAAUCAAACCCGCUCCAGCUUCGGUCGCGUCCAUCCCGGCGUUGCAUGCGCACCUUCCAGCGUUCCUCUGCGGCUCUCCACAGUCCCUCAGCCCGACGUCUCCCACCCAGAGCAGCCCCGCCACACCGAGCCCGACCUCGCUGCUCCAUUCGGUCGCCGUGCACUGUCAAGAGGUCACUUAAAACUUUAAGAGGGACUUGAAACUUUCCUUACACAUCCACCCUGAUUCACUGGCACCGACUAAAUAA